AUGGGGUUCGAAGAAUAUCUAUGUAUCCAUCGAAGGUGGGUCGAGUUGUUUGCGGGCAUCUGGAUGUUUCAACUAACACUAGCAUUAUCCCAGGAUUUGCCACAUGAUACAAUAGGCCUACCAGUACUACAAGGUUUUGGUGGUACAUACGGAAGCACUGGUAGUACGAAGCGGCAAUGUGAAGACAUUACAAUUCCACUUUGUCAAAAACUUUCAUACAACAUGACAGUGUUUCCAAAUUUACUGAAUCAAAACCAAGAAGAUGCUGGUAUGGAAGCUCAACAGUUCUUUCCUCUCAUCAAAAUCGGAUGCUCAACUGAUUUUAUAUUUUUUGUGUGUUCACUGUAUGCACCUCCUUGUACUGUUGUUGAAAUCCCGAUACCGCCUUGCAAGUCGCUUUGCCAGAAUGCUAAAAAUGGAUGCGAACCUCUCAUGAUCCGACAUGGAUUUAUUUGGCCCACAAAAUUUAAUUGUGAUCUGUUCCCUGAAGACGAUUCUAACGUUAUGUGUAUAGGCAGGUACGCCAACAGAACGGAACUUGCUACAACGGCCACAUACCCUUCAGCAGCUACAACCCUAAUAGAAACUGACAUAGGCCUAUCAUAUGUGCAGAAGAAAAGGCGUUUCCAACUUCUGCGUAUGUAA
Molecule: messenger RNA, 645 nt
Organism: Anneissia japonica
Lineage: Eukaryota; Metazoa; Echinodermata; Crinoidea; Comatulida; Comatulidae
Product: frizzled-7-like
Exons: 2
Coding region: 1-645 (214 amino acids)
Biological process (GO): canonical Wnt signaling pathway; non-canonical Wnt signaling pathway
Cellular component (GO): plasma membrane
Molecular function (GO): Wnt receptor activity; Wnt-protein binding
Source: RefSeq, a predicted model, not a curated record